AUGCAAUUCUCGUCAGUUAUCGUGGCUCUCUUGGCCUCCACUGUCGCCGCAGACCUCCACACCAGGCUCACCUGUCUGAACUAUUCCCAAUCCGUUCUUGGAGCCGGUGCUUCUCAGGCAGGCACGAAUGAUGCUGCGACUAUCGCAGCCUGUAACGCUUACAAACGCCGCAAUACUGGAAACAAACAGUGGGAUACCUGCCCGGAUUGCACCGUUAUUCAGAACAACCAGAUCAAAGCUUGCCAGUCGAAUGGGAAGCAUCUUGGAGGCGAUGAGUUCCUCUUCUACUGCAAGCAGAAUGGUGCGAAUUCCGCUGCAUAA
Molecule: messenger RNA, 321 nt
Organism: Cadophora gregata
Lineage: Eukaryota; Fungi; Ascomycota; Leotiomycetes; Helotiales; Ploettnerulaceae
Exons: 3
Coding region: 1-321 (106 amino acids)
Source: RefSeq, a predicted model, not a curated record